CGCAUAAAAGACGAGUCCGAAAACGUCUCCGGUUGCAAGGGUCCUAAUUCAGUCCUAGCACCUCACCAGAGGCAAGCGUUCUUGACUCCAAGCACGUUGGAAGACGCAUCGAGUCCACCGCACCGCUUCCGCGCCAAAAAACGCACGAAAACAGCAAUCAUGUCCCUCACAGACCUGCCUGAAGAGCUGGUGCCCCUAAUUGCAAAGUACUUGCCGCGCAACGAUCUGCUUGCGUUAAGACAGUGCAACAAGUCCUCGAGCGCUGCAGUGCAUCGCUCCAUACAAACCGACGACCGCUUCGCGAAGAUGAUCUUCGACGCGCUGGCCGAGCCGCGCAACAUCGAGGCGGAAGGAAGAAUCUUCGGCAGCGGGGCGAGAGAGCUCGUCAGCUUCUGCGCGGCCGACGCGGCCCUCCCCGCGCUGCAAUCUACCAUCACGGAAACGGCGGGAGGUCUCCAGAAAUUGUGCCUCUACCGCUGCGCCGUCACGGACGCGCGCCUCCUCGAGAUGUGCCGCGCGUGCCCGUUGCUGCAAACGCUCGUCUGCGUCAUCGACGUGCCGAACAUCGAGACGGCAGACGUCGAGGACCUGUCCACCAAGAUAUCGCAAGCGUGCCCGCUGCUCGAGGUCGUGAAGCUACCGUGCAACGGCAGCGCGGUCGAGGUCCGGGCCAGUGCGCAAAACAUCGCGUCGACGUCGCUUGUGCUCGAGAAUGAUUGUGAGAUUGUGAGGAAUUACAAACGCCCCCGCCACACUGGUUGAUUUCGCGCAGAGUUACGCGGCCGCGUUCCCGAACCUGCGCUGCCUCGAGUUCUUCAGCCACGGCCACGGGUCGCACGUCAUCCCGUCGCGCUUCGACCGCAUCGAGCGCGCGCUGCAUACCUGUACGAAUGCGGACCAGAUCGACUUGGACUUUUGCGUGGUGAGUCUGGCGCUCGUCGAGUGGCUCCUCGCGUCGCCGCUGCCCGGGCGGCUCGUGGCGCUAAGGAUGGGUAGGACGGCGAUCAGUCCGGACUUGAUCCUCGAACUUGUACGCGCCUGUCCGGCGCUGGUCGAGCUCGCCCUGCCGUCGCUGAUGUGCCUCGGUCGCCCCUUCUACGAGGCGCUACACGCGACGCGGCCGACGCUCGAGCGUAUCUCCCUCCCCCACUGCGGCAACGACGGCGACGAGUGCUUCCGGGUCCUGGCGAGCUUCGGCCUCGCGGAGCUCAACGUCGCGUCGAUGGACGCGCUCACGCCCGCCGUCGUCGACGUCGUGCUGAAGGGGAGGUGCGCGGCGAGUUUGCGAGCCGCGAAUCUGUCGUGCGUCCCGGCGCUCGGCGCCGCGGAAGUGCUCAAGCUCGUGAAGGGCUGCCCGGCUCUCAGGACGGUCGCGUGGGAACUGGCCGGCGAGGGCGGUGGCUGGGGCCGCGUGACGGCCGACGACGAAGGCAACCUGAGAGCCCUCAUCGCGCUCCUCGAGACUCGCGGCGGCGGCCUCGAGUCGUCGGAGUCCGGCGUCGGGCGGCUCCUCCACCCCGAGGACUAUUCUAGUGAGGAGGACUACGAGGACGAAGACGCGGACGACGCGUCGGGGGACACCACGGUAAGAUAGUACAAGUG
Pelagomonas calceolata is the source of this 1602-nucleotide messenger RNA. NCBI's taxonomy places the organism in Eukaryota, Pelagophyceae, Pelagomonadales, Pelagomonadaceae. The record is from the annotation of a GenBank genome assembly.